AUGAAGCCCAACCUGGCAGGCUCCUCCCCAGAGGCCUGCAGAGCUCCAGGCCAGGGCGAGAAGAGCUGCCCUGUUUGCCAGGCCUGGGGAGGGGUCUCAGGCCCGUGGUCUGAGUCAGGGCCGGGGCCCGGGCCCGGUACUGUUCCAGAGCCUGGGCUGGGGCCUGGUGCUGUGUUCAGACCUGGGCCAGGGCCUGCUGCUGUUCCAAGGCCUGGUGCUGUUCUGGGGCCUGGGCUGGGAGCUGGUGCCGUGUCAGGACCUGGGCUGGGGCCUGGUGUGUUUCUAGAACCUAGACCAGGGCCUGGUGCAGUGUCAGGGCCUGGGCUGGGGCCUAGUGCUGUUCUGGGACCUGGACAAGGGCUGGGUGCUGUUUCUGGACUUGGGCUGGGGCCUGGUGCUGCUUCAGGACCGGGACCAGGUCUGGGGCCUAGGCCAGGAGCUGGGUCAGUACCUGGGCCAGGGGUAGGGCCUGGGCCCAGACGGGGGUCGGGGACUGGACCUAAAACCAAUGAGCCAACAACAGCUCCAACACCAGCACCGCAGCAGCAGACUCAGGCCACACCUGUACAGGCCCCCAGGCAGAAGGUUCUGGUGACUGGAGGAGGAGGCUACCUGGGCUUCAGCCUGGGUUCCAGCCUGGCCAGGAGCGGCACUUCAGUCAUCCUGCUCGACCUCCGCAGACCCCAGUGGGAGCUGUUCCCAGGGACCGAGUUCAUCCAGGCCGAUAUCCGAGAUGAAGAAGCCCUGUACCGUGCCUUCGAAGGGGUGGACUGUGUCUUCCACGUGGCGUCCUAUGGAAUGUCUGGUGCUGAGAAGCUGCAAAAAGAGCAGAUUGAGUCUAUAAAUGUUGGAGGCACCAAACUAGUGAUUGAUGUUUGUGUCCGCCGGCGAGUUCCAAGGCUCAUCUACACCAGCACUGUCAAUGUCGCAUUUGGCGGGAAGCCCAUAGAACAGGGCGAUGAGGACUCUGUGCCAUAUUUCCCACUGGAGAAGCACAUGGACCACUACUCCCGGACCAAAGCCAUCGCCGACCAGUUGACCCUCAUGGCCAACAGAACACCUCUCCCAGGAGGAGGCAUUCUGCGGACAUGUGUGCUCCGGCCCCCGGGGAUCUACGGCCCUGAAGAGCAGAGGCACCUGCCCCGCGUGGCGAGCCACAUCAAGAAGAGGCUGUUCUUGUUCCGAUUUGGGGACCGCAGAACUCGGAUGAACUGGGUCCACGUGCGCAAUCUCGUGCAGGCACACGUGCUGGCGGCCGAGGCCCUCACCGCCGCCAAGGGCUACGUGGCUAGCGGGCAGGCAUACUACAUCAACGACGGGGAGAGCGUCAACGUCUUCGAGUGGAUGGCCCCGCUGUUUGAGAAGCUGGGGUGCAGCCAGCCCUGGAUCCAGGUGCCUACCUCCUGGGUUUACCUGGCAGCCACGGUGAUGGAGUAUCUGCACCUGGCCCUGAGGCCCAUCUGCGUUGUCCCACCACUGCUCACCCGGAGUGAGGUGCGCAGCGUGGCCGUGACGCACACCUUCCAGAUCGGCAAGGCCCGCGCCCAGCUAGGCUACGCGCCCGAGAAGUUGAGCUUCGCCGACGCCGUGGACCGAUACUUGCAGUCCACGGCCGGGAGGCCCCGCUCCACGGCGCGGACGCUCCUGCGGUUGCUGCUCGGGCUGCUGCUGCUCCUCGGCCUGCUCGCCCUGGCCCUGCACGUCCUCGGCCUGCAGCCGUCCGCCGUCUAACUUUCUGCCACCCGCCGGUCCCUGCCGCUGCCCCUCCUUCGUCCUCCGGGCUUGGUCCCGCCCCCGCCUCACCACGCCCUCUGGAUUUGGACCCGCCCCUGCGUCAUGGCCACGCCCCUGCCCCUCCGUCUGGGCCCUGGUCUGGCCUCUCCUCCCUCUGGCCUGGCUGGGUUGUUGACGAGAUCCUAACCUCACAACGGGCUACGCAUUCCGGGCCUUCCCCCCGCCUCU
Equus quagga is the source of this 1962-nucleotide messenger RNA. It is a transcript of the gene SDR42E2, whose product is annotated as short chain dehydrogenase/reductase family 42E, member 2. The coding region runs from base 1 to 1731 and encodes 576 amino acids. NCBI's taxonomy places the organism in Eukaryota, Metazoa, Chordata, Mammalia, Perissodactyla, Equidae. The transcript has 11 exons. The record is from RefSeq and is a predicted model, not a curated record. Gene Ontology annotation, biological process: steroid biosynthetic process. Gene Ontology annotation, molecular function: 3-beta-hydroxy-Delta5-steroid dehydrogenase (NAD+) activity.